Perca fluviatilis (European perch) is the source of this 4843-nucleotide messenger RNA. RefSeq names its product protein NLRC3-like. The record is from RefSeq and is a predicted model, not a curated record. Bases 63 to 3152 code for a protein of 1029 amino acids. Gene Ontology annotation, molecular function: protein binding. NCBI's taxonomy places the organism in Eukaryota, Metazoa, Chordata, Actinopteri, Perciformes, Percidae. The transcript has 9 exons.
GUGUCUUGUUUUAGACUUGUUAGUGAACACACACACAUAUCUCAGAAAGACUAAUUUUGGAAAUGGAACAAGGAAGACCGGUUCGUGGAGGGAGAAGGGUGGCAGGGAGAGGGCGGAUACGUGGAGGAAGACAAAGAAGACAAAGAGCUGUUAUUUCAGAUGAAAUAAGGUCUACACUUAUAGACCAUGUCCUGAACCAUGGUCUCUCAUUGAGAGAGGCAGGGUUGAGGGUGCAACCCAAUCUGCAAAGAUCCACAGUGGCAUCUGUAAUGCGAAUUUUCCAUCAUACAAACAGACUGACUUUAGAUCAGAAGAUGAGUGAUUUGGAGGAAGAGGAGGAUGGAGCAGAGUCUGUAGUAUCUGACUGUCUGUCAAUGAAGAGUGAUUUUUCCAAAGACGAACCUCCAUUCUUCAGUAAUGAACCUGGACCCUCAGACACAAAACUGACUUUAGAUCAGAAGAUGAGUGAUUUGGAGGAAGAGGAGGAUGGAGCAGAGUCUGUAGUAUCUGACUGUCUGUCAAUGAAGAGUGAUUUUUCCAAAGACGAACCUCCAUUCUUCAGUAAUGAACCUGGACCCUCAGAUACAAAAGAGCGGAAGAUGAGUGAUGUUUCUGUGGAGGAGCAGCGGUCUAGAUCUAGAACAAGAGCUGAACUGCAGACAGCCGGUCAGACCAGCACUGUACAAAUGAGAUGUGGUCUGCAGAACCAGCAUGAACAUAAGAUCUAUCUGAAGAGGACAUGUGAGCAUGCAACGGAAGGAGCUCAUAAAACAUGUAGUGAAACUCCCCUCAACAGGAUCUACAAUGAGCUCUACAUCACAGAGGGAUGGAGUGAAGAGGUUAAUACCCAGCAUGAGGUGAGGCAGCUUGAGGCGGCUUCCAAGAUCCUCCAUGACACUCCAAUCAAGUGCAGCGUUAUCUUUAAAGCCUUAUCUGGCCAACAGAAACACAUCAUAGUCGUUCUGACGAUCGGCGUUGCUGGUGUUGGAAAAACCUUUUCCGUGCAGAAGUUCUCUCUGGACUGGGCCGAGGGUUUGGAAAACCAAGAUAUCAGUUUGGUGAUUCCGCUUUCGUUCAGGGAGCUGAACUUGAUCAAAGAUGAGCAGUACAGUCUUCUGGAGCUGCUCCAUGUUUUCCAUCCAGCAUUGCAGACGGCCACAGCAGAGCAGCUUGCUGGCUGGAAAGUUUUGUUCAUCUUUGACGGCCUGGAUGAAAGCAGACUUUCACUGGAUUUCAACAACAAUGAGGUUGUGUCUGAUGUCACGCAGAACUCAUCGGUCAACUUGCUGUUGACAAACCUCAUCAAGGGGAAGCUGCUUCCCUCGGCUCUCGUCUGGAUAACUUCCCGACCUGCAGCAGCCAAUCAGAUCGUUCCUGCAUUUGUUGACAGGGUAACAGAAGUACGAGGCUUCACUGACGCCCAGAAGGGGGAGUACUUCAGGAGAAGAGUCAGUGAUGAAGAGUUGUCCAGCAGAAUCAUCUCCCACAUCAAGACAUCCAGGACCCUCCACAUAAUGUGUCAGAUCCCAGUCUUCUGCUGGAUCACUGCUACAGUUCUUGACCACAUGUUGACUACAGACCAGAGAGGAGAGCUGCCCAAGACCCUGACUGACAUGUACUCACACUUCUUGCUGGUUCAGACAAAGAGGAAGAAGCACAAGUAUUCUGAGGGACAUGAGAUGAGUCCACAGGAGCUGUCAGAGUCUGACAGGGAAGUUCUUCUAAAGCUGGGGAGGCUGGCAUUUGAACAGCUGGAGAAAGGAAACAUCAUUUUCUACCAGGAAGACCUGGAGCGCUGUGGUCUUGAUGUCUCAGAGGCCUCGGUGUACUCAGGAGUUUGUACACAGAUCUUCAAAAGAGAGAAUGCGAUCUUCCAGAAAACAGUCUACUGCUUCGUUCAUCUGAGUGUUCAGGAGUUUCUGGCUGCAGUCUACCUGUUCCACGGGUACACCAACAGGAACAAAAAGGUACUCAAGGACUUCCUGGGGAAAGACUGGAAAUCAAAGAACAGUGACUUAUCUAUGGAUGUUUUCUUGAUGAAAGCCAUGGAUAAAUCCCUGAAAAGUAAAAAUGGCCACCUGGACCUCUUUGUCCGUUUCCUUUAUGGCCUCUCUCUGGAGUCCAACCAGAGCCUCUUAGGAGGCCUGCUGAGACAGACAGACAACAGUACAGAAAUCAUCCAGCGAGCCAUCACCAACCUGAAGAAAAAGAGAACCAAAACCUCUCCUGACAGAAGCAUCAACAUCUUCCACUGUCUGAUGGAGAUGAACGACCACUCAGUCCAUCAGGAGAUCCAAGAGUUCCUCAAGUCAGAGAAUAGAUCAGAGAAGAAACUCUCUAUGAUCCACUGCUCAGCUCUGGCCUACAUGAUGCAGAUGUCAGAGAAGGUUCUGGAUGAGUUGGACCUGCUGAAGUACAACACAACAGCUGAGGGACGACUGAGACUGAUUCCAGCUGUGAGGAACUGCAGAAAGGCUGUACUUUCUCAUUCUCAACUUUCUGAGACUCACUAUGAAGUUGUGGCCUCAGCUCUGAAGUCUAACCCCUCCCAUCUGAGAGAGCUGGACCUGAGUAGGAACUACAACCUGCAGGAUUCAGAUAUGAAGCUGCUGUGUGCUGGAUUGGAGAGUCCACACUGUGGACUGGAGAAUCUGAGAUUGAGUCAUUGCAGUUUGUCAGAAAUCAGCUGUGCUCCCCUAGCCUCAGCUCUGAAGUCCAACCCCUCCCAUCUGAGCGAGCUGAAGCUGAAUUACAACAAGCUGCAGGAUUCAGGAGUGAAGCUGCUGUGUGGUUUUCUGGAGAGUUCACACUGUAGACUGGCGACUCUCAGAUUGAGUCAGUGCAGUUUGUCAGAGAUCAGCUGUGCUGCCCUGGCAUCAGCUCUGAAUGCCAACCCCUCCUAUCUGAGAGUGCUGGAGCUGAGUUACAACAAGCUGCAGGAUUCAGGAGUGAAGCUGCUGUGUGGUUUUCUGGAGAGACAACACUGUAGACUGGAGACUCUGAGAUUGAGUUACUGCAGUUUGUCAAAGAUCAGCUGUGCUCUCCUGGCCUCGGCUCUGAAGGACAACCCCUCCCAUCUGAGGGAGCUGGACCUGAGAUACAACAUCAAGCUGAAGGAUUCAGACAUGAAGUCAGUAGAGGGUUGGAGUUAGUCCAUGCUGGUUUCAGCAGUAUUGAACGAUACACAGUUAGUAUCAAAGCAAAGAUCCAGUAUUUCCUGUAAACCUCCAACCUUCUCAGUGAAGCUGUGAGAGGACAAUGGUGACACAGAGAGAAAACAGUCAGCCAAUCAAAUAAGCCAGACGCUUGUUGUGAUCAUGUGUUAGAGUUGAUGUGAAGAAGACUGUUGAUGUUGUGUUCAUGUCCACAGGAAAACAAGCUUGAUUACAGCUGACACACACAUGUCAAAACAUGUACAGCAACAGCAAACUAUCCAACCAUCAAAUCUGAUCUCAAAGUAUUUGUUCUCUCACUGCAACACUAAACAAAUGAUCAGGUCAUCUUUGUCACAACUAUGAGAUCAGUCUGAUAUAGUGGUGUAACGGACCAUUGUUGAUCUCUUUGUAAAAUGCAAUCUGAUUAUUCCCAGGAUUUAGAGAGUCCGCCGCUUCGUCAUGACCCCGCAGUGCUGUUUCACAUUUUCCACACAGUUUAAUACAUGUUAUGAUCCGACUGAGCACGUACCUGUUUGCCUCCACCUGUUUGUUAUGUUGCUCAAUGGAACACCUGUACGCACUGCCAAUUUGGGCAGCGACAUUUACCCUUAUAAGUAAGCCCAACUUCAUAGCAUUAUCCAGAUGACUCCCGUUGUGAUCUGUUUCAAAUCUGUAUAAUCUGUCCUCGACCAACCCGUCCAUCUCCCCCAAAUAGGAGAAGGAAAAAGGAAAGGAAACAGAAGAGUGACUUCUUUUGUAUGCGAACAGUUAGCCACUUUUUUUUUUUCAAACCACUCCAUAUUAAACUUGCGGUUACUUUAAAAAAAAUAAAAUCCUAACAUGAAUGAAAUGCAAUUUAGGAAGAUGUUAUAUUCAUAGAAGAUAAUACAUUAUAAGAGAUAAUCUUCAAGAAAUUACACAAUUUGUUUGCUGUUCUUUCUGUUGACAGGGCUUUGCUCCACCUGCCCCUGAUGACCAGUCGCCACUGAUAAAUACAAAAGUACCAAAGCGGCAGCAACUUGUCUGCAGGAGCGAGCAUCAAGCCAAGAGGGCUAGCAAAGCAGGGUAGCAUAUCCUAACUUGUUAGCCUUCGCUAGCUUGGUAACUUCAAGCUACAUACCUCUCAAGUCUCACGCAUUGGGCGUGAGACACACGCAUUUCAACCCGUUCACACGCUCACACGCCACACCUUGUAUUUCUCACGCAGAUAAAUUACCAGGAUAACGCCCACCAGGUUGCGCUGCUAUUUUUUAAACAGUGGAACAGUUAGAGGAAUCAAGUGAGUUCCCCCAUAGAGUUCAGAAGGCCCUGCCACGCACCAGCUGAGUGAGUGCGGAUUUCAAGUUGCGGAUUUCGUCGACAAGUGUACUCGCCCUGUUGUUUAUCUGGUUGCUAUGACUUCGCGAGUGAUGACGUCCUGUCACUGUUCCAGUUGAGGGGAGAGAGAGAGGAUGACAGAUCGCUUGAGUUCAGUAGAGCACACGGCUCUGUAGAGUCAUGGAAUUAUGACUUUAUAUACUACAUGUACAUAGCGGAAACCCUUUUGUGCGUCUGCCCUAUUUCUGAUACUGUGGCGGCAGAAAUCAACAUAGAGGAAACACUGGGUGGCUUUUGCGCCUAUUAUUAUUAGGCCCGAGCACGAAAGUGCAAGGCCCCAACGGUGCCUUGCACUGAAAGUGCGAAGAAAC